Molecule: messenger RNA, 1832 nt
Organism: Hippopotamus amphibius kiboko
Lineage: Eukaryota; Metazoa; Chordata; Mammalia; Artiodactyla; Hippopotamidae
Gene: C4H14orf132
Product: chromosome 4 C14orf132 homolog
Exons: 3
Coding region: 1-564 (187 amino acids)
Source: RefSeq, a predicted model, not a curated record
AUGCCGUUAGCCACCCAGGAGAAGUUGCUGUACAGACAGCUGGAUGGGGCCACCUGGAGCUCAGGACAGAAGUCCAGGCUCCAGGCCCUCCACCCCUUCGCGAUCCGGAGUCCAGAGCGCAGAGCCAGCCGAGAGCGCCGCGCGGGCUCGGGAUCCGCCGCCACCACCACCCGGCUGCAGAGGUUGGCGUCGCCGCCGCGGGGUUUCGGGGACUCCUGCUCGCUACGUGGCCUUCUCCCGGCCAGCUGUGCGGGCAGCUGGACCAGCAGCAGCAGCAGGGAGGACUCGAGCGCCGGCGGCAGCAGCGACACCAUGGAUCUGUCCUUUAUGGCCGCACAGCUGCCCAUGAUGGGAGGCGCCUUCAUGGACUCGCCCAACGAGGACUUCAGCACCGAGUACUCCCUCUUUAACUCCUCCACCAACGUGCACACGGCCUCCAACGGCCAAGGUCAGCCGGAGGAGCCGCCACGGUCCUCCAACGAUGCCGUCCUGCUGUGGAUCGCCAUCAUAGCGACGCUGGGGAACAUUGUGGUGGUGGGGGUGGUGUAUGCCUUCACCUUCUGAGCCACGGGCGCUCCGGCUCGGCCCACCCUGCGCUGGGGGGCUGUCGCUCUUGGCCUUUGGCUGCACCCAGGUUCUAGAACCAGGAGUUCUGACCAGGCGCACAGCCUCUCCAAGGGGAGCCACCAUGUGUCUGGAAUUUCCCCAAGCAGCCCUGAUUUCAAAUACUCUGCCCUGGGCUCCAGCUGACCCAGAAGAUAUGAGAGCCUGGGCUUCCAGCACCCAGAGGCGCGACAGGGCAAAGCCUUCGAGGAGCAGCCUGGGGAAUUCUUGAGACUGCAUUCCAUGACCAUGAGACCGGAGGGAACAGCCAGCUUGGUUUAAAAUACUGACAUGGUUGGAUGAUCCCUUGCUGGCCCUAAAUACUUACUUAUGUGUCUUGUUUCUAUGUAAACUUAUCACCCCUGGUGUACGGGGUGCCUGGGCGAGGGCAGCCCUCAGGACUUGAGGGCUCCCACCCCAAUCUGGUUUCCCACUCAGCCCUUCGGGAUAUCGGUGGUAGUCACUUGAAGUAUCAUACAACAUUCGUCCUUUGACUUGGAAAUGACAUCUUUGUAACCAGACACCUGGCCCCUUGUAAAACCCAAGGAUAGAAUUCUCGGUGACCUGGAUUUCAGGGGUGGUAGUGGGGGUGGUUUUUAUCUGCUGGAGGGACUUUCUCGUCUUCAUAAAAAGAGGAGAAGGUGCCUUUAAAAAUUAGAUCUGCCAGGCGGUUAACUCUUCCGGCCACCCACUGAAGAUGCUCUUUCUUCUCUGAGAAAUCACGGAACUUUAGAGAUGAGGUGUGUGCACUUCGUUGAUUGGCAGGUGGGAGGGUGAGGGGCGUUGUUUGCCUGUGGUCUCAGGAAGGGAUCAGAGCAGGAGGGACAUUCCCUGAGUGUCAGCUCAGGGCUGUGUCUACCCCAGGUAAGCCCUUUCUUGAGCAGAUUCCUGCCUUCUCAGCUGCCCUGGGGAGAAUAUCUAAAGGGUCUUCAAGCUGUGUGCAGGGUGGGCAGGGCGUUAAGACACCCACACCUUAAACUGGGCUUGGCUGCUGUGCAUUCUUGCAGGUGUAAAUGUGGUCUGCCCGAGUCAGUUUCCUGACAUGCUUAAAAGUCAGUGGCUGGGGAGGCUGGCAAGCCUGGGAUCCCGCUCAUCAAGACCAGAGUGCUAUUGGCCUUUGACUGCACCCAUGUGCUGGGGGAAUCAGUAUAGGAAAGGGCUCACUUUUCUUCCCUCCUUAGCAAAGGUCAUGGCACAGUGCCCCCCUUCCCGAGACAGCUCUCUCUGUG